Molecule: messenger RNA, 1909 nt
Organism: Linum trigynum
Lineage: Eukaryota; Viridiplantae; Streptophyta; Magnoliopsida; Malpighiales; Linaceae
Source: the annotation of a GenBank genome assembly
CUCAAUGGCGCUGUCUUGGUCUUGGGCCCCUAGUUUCCUUUGAUCUUAGAAAAGCGGUUUUCCGUUUCAACUCGGUACAGCUUGGACUUGGCGGAAAAGAAAAGAUUCUCAGGGCAAUCAAUCUCCUCACCCAGAUACAGAGCAAAACAAAUACAAUGCCGGGGUAUUUUUAAAUAAUUCCAGCUCCCUCCCAACUAAUUAUCAUCUUUCUCCAGCCUUUUUUCGGAUUGGAAUAUUCGAUUGUUCGACGGUAUCUUCGAUUAUUUCUCUCGAGCUCCCGCAUUCGUCGAGUAGGUCUCGGAGAUAUUCGUCGAGGAUUACAACUCAAUUGAUCGCUUGGCAGAUGUCUGUUCGUAUGUUGGUAGCUAUCCUCGAAAAUUUUGAGCAGGAGAAGAUGGAUUCAGCAGCAGUUCUUUUCUGAAUGUUGAAUUGUUGUUGAACAAUUCAUGUUAGCGCAUAGCCCCCCUUAGGUUUCCAUCAAAUUCUCUUUGUUGGGGAUUUCUGGGUUUUCCAUAAAGUGCCGAGCUUUCGUGUGAUUGAUUGCAGCUCGCCUUGAUUGGGGUUGUGUGAGUUAGGUCUGGUUGGUGGUUUAUCGGUGUCAUCACACAGAAGGAAGGGAUGGUAAGUGUUAAUCUGGGGAUGCUCCAUUAUGUGCUAGACCACAUCUAUGGAGCGGUGAUGCACAGGAGCAGGCUGGGCACCCCAUUCUUCUCGAAAGGAUGGGGUGGUACGCAACUUGCUCUCUUGGAGAGAAUGGUUCAUGAUUUGUUCCCUGAACUGGAGGCCCGAGCCCAGCCUCCGAGUAUGAUUCAGCCGAUUUGGAGAACGAUUUGGGAGAGCAGAACUGCUUGUUUAAGGGAAGGCGUCUUUAAAACGCCUUGUGAUGAGCAGCUCAUUAGUGCAUUGCCCCCUGAAAGUCACACCGCAAGGGUCGCCUUUCUUGCUCCGAAACUGGGGGAUCCACAAAGGAUGGCUUGUGUGGUUCAUCUUGCUGGAACUGGAGAUCACACCUAUGAGCGCCGCUUGCGCCUUGCCGGACCAUUGCUGAAGGAGAAUAUUGCCACCAUGGUAUUGGAAAGCCCUUUUUAUGGACAAAGGCGGCCGAUGAUGCAGCAGGGUGCCAAACUCUUGUGUGUUAGUGACUUGCUUCUACUGGGUAGGGCAACAAUUGAGGAGGCACGUAGUCUCUUGUACUGGUUAGACUCUGAAGCAGGUUUUGGCAAGCUGGGUAUUUGCGGGCUUAGCAUGGGUGGUGUUCAUGCUGCGAUGGUGGGAUCAUUGCACCCAACACCUGUUGCAACUCUGCCUUUCCUUUCUCCGCACUCUGCUGUUGUGGCUUUCUGUGAGGGUAUACUACAACAUGGCACUGCUUGGGAGGCACUGAGAGAGGACCUAGCAGCACAAAAGGUUGCAAUGACUCUCGAGGAAGUGAGAGAAAGGAUGCGCAAUGUGCUUUCUCUCACUGAUGUCACGCGCUUUCCAAUCCCCAAAAAUCCCAAGGCUGUCAUUUUUGUCGCUGCAACUGAUGAUGGUUAUAUUCCAAACUACUCGGUUAUGGAGCUUCAAAAUGCUUGGCCCGGGUCAGAGUUGAGGUGGGUGAAGGGCGGUCACGUUUCAUCGUUCCUUCUUCACAACAGCGAGUUCCGAAGAGCGAUUAAAGACGGUCUAGACAGAUUAGAGUGGAAAGAAUCCGCAUUGUGACAUUGACUAACAUCGAAGAAGUUAACAACUUUAUUUGUCCCUCCUUGACCUGCAUCCCUGCCCUGCACAUAGAACGGUCCAUCGGACCCCUCAAAGAUACCCUCUGAAGAUUGCAGUUUAAGUGAUGAUGCUCAGUGUCUUGUGACUGUUACUUGAUUCAUUGUUGUACAACCUUUUCAUUUCAAAGGAAUACAGAUACUGGGUUGUA